AUGAUAGCAAAAGUAAAACCCCAGUCGGAUCGGACGGCCUAUGCUGCUAAAGAAGUAAUCAUCACCGCUGGUGCGCUGCACUCUCCGCAGAUUCUCAUGUGUUCUGGCAUCGGUCCAUGCUCUGAUAUAGAGGCUGCCAACUUGAGAUGCUGGGUGGAUCGGCCAGGUGUCGGUCAGAACCUGCAAGACCAUCCGCGGCCCACCGCCAUGGAGUUCAAGUGUCCCUUGUGCGACGUGGACUGGAACACUCGAAAGCGGGAUCUGAAUGAAUACGAUCUGUUACAUUUAGGCGCCCUGACCGAGGCCGCCAUUUUGCAACUGACGGCCUUUGUCAAUACUGGCAUCGAGGGGGCUGGCCUGCCCGAGAAGUGCCCCGAUCUGCAGAUCAUACUGCUCGGUGCCACGGGAAAACAAGGGUGGCGAGCGGGAACCUUCGUUACUAAACAAAGAACCUACGUUAAUAUACAGAGAACCUUCGUAUUUAUACGUCUGGAAUAA
Molecule: messenger RNA, 498 nt
Organism: Thrips palmi
Lineage: Eukaryota; Metazoa; Arthropoda; Insecta; Thysanoptera; Thripidae
Product: dehydrogenase xptC-like
Exons: 4
Coding region: 1-498 (165 amino acids)
Molecular function (GO): flavin adenine dinucleotide binding; oxidoreductase activity, acting on CH-OH group of donors
Source: RefSeq, a predicted model, not a curated record